UUGGGAUUUUUUUUUUCGCAAUGACAUCGAAUCCGCGACAAUGGAAGUUCGGAACUCUCGCCGUAGCCUUCCCGGUGUCAGAGGAGGAAGCGCGGCCAUUUCCGACUAGCGUUCCGCGGAGUCGGAUCCCAGUUCUCUCGCAUAUCCAUGUUUUUCGAGUACUGAGCCCUACGAUGCAUCCCGACCAAGGAAGCCGGUGCCCGAAGUAAGGAGAAUUGAUGGUAUUUAGGAGAGCUUGAGUUUGAUGCUAGGUUUCCUUGCUUUUUGGGUUUGAUCCCGACCAACGGGCCAUGCGCUGUUCGAUAGUGGGAAUGCACUCCAGAUUGGAAAAAGUUUUUUUUUUUUUUUAAAUUUCUGAUUCGAAGGAGGUGUUGUAAGGGAAAGGCGGAGAGGUUGUUUUUACAAAGUCGAAGCUGAUUUACUGCGUCAAUCCAUGGAUGAAGGAGGCUCCUUAGAUGGACUAUGGUGGACCUUUUGAGGGAUAUGUGGUUGGCUUUGGGACAACCGAUGAGCUACGUACUGAGGUGUGAUAAGUCGACACCAAUGGUUGCGUUGAUGAUAUUGCAACCCUGGUGCUACUUCUUUAUGUUAUCUGAUACUUCACUUAUCCAGCUUGCUUUUGUCUUGAGAUUACUUAGUUUUCUCCUCUUGUGUUUUCUACUAUUGUAGGAUAAUUACUUGCCUUUGGAAGUAAGAGAUCCUUUCAGACAGGACCGUAAUGUCUACUUAACCCGAUCAAAAGUUUUCCAUGCUAAACUUAAGGUUGAUGUUACUUCGAUUUGUUUGCAGAAUACUCGCAACAUUUCUUGGGUGUCACAAAUAAAUGAUAUCUGAAUUUCUGAAAUAGGAGUCACUGUUCUUUAAGUUCCCCUAUUUUUAUGUUCUGAAUGUCUUCAGCCUGAUGCUUUAGUUUGGUAUUUGAUCUAAUAGCUUGAACAAGAUUCAUGGUAUGAACAAUUGGGCAUGUUCUGGAUGACCAAUAGAUUAUUUAAUCAUACAAGUUGAACCGAUUAGAAUUAGAGAGGUGAGGGAUACAAGGAAAUCAUAUAAAACUCCAUUUAACAGAAUUAAAGGGACAUGAACGUGUUGUUUCAUGCUAGUUUGUGGAAAAACCUUAUUAUUAGGAAACAGUUGUGAUAUUGUUCUGGAUACUCUGAUAUUUGAUGUCGUAUUAUUUAACAACAAAGACUAGUUUAAUCUAGAUCUUGAAGGCUGAUUAAUGAUGGGAGAAUGUUUUAAAGUUGGGACAAUUUCUUGCUGCCUGGCUGAUAAUUACUGUAAGUGAAAAUUCAAGAGUGAUUUGAUAUUUAGCUGGUCGGCAAGUCAGACUUUGCAAGUUAUUCUGGGUUUAUCAGCUGUUCCUUCUUUGGUGAAAGGCCAGCUUUUGCUUCUUUGGUUAAUAUUCCUUCUUGACGUCUCUACUAGACUAAUGCUUUCUUUUUAGCUCUCCUCAACAUCUGGGUUUAUUUGCAGCUCUCCUGGUAGUCAUGGAUUUCUCGUUUCAGGAGGUCCGGCAAGAUAAUUCCAGCAGGUGUUGUAUCUCCUGUCUCCCUGGCCAUGGUUGCUCUCAUGGAAUUCUUCAUAAUUCGCAUGCUCAAUGUCUCGAGAGAGUUCAUACUGUUGAAACACAAACACUUCUGUUAAGGUUCUUGCAUAUUCUGAGGAUAUAGAACUAACUUCGAUAUUUGGCACACAUUUCUCAUGUAUAUUGUUCUUCUUUCCUACAUCUUGAAAGCAUUUAGGUGGUCAAAGUAGUUGGUCCACCUGCCAUCCCAUGGAAUAACUGAGGUCGGUAGGAUAAGGGAUAGGGUAGAACAAUGGACCAGCUUGGUUAUGAUGAUGAUUCGUUUCAAUUGUAAGGCCCAACACAGAUAUUGCUCACUGUUGGAUUUCACCUGUUAACUUUCUGCCUUGCUAUCUAGCCUAUCCCUUUCUAAUGCACUUUCAAUUGCUACUAUCACAACUAGGUUAGCAAUCCGGAGGAUGGUGCAAUAGCUUACUUCUUUUCUCUCUUUAUCUUUUGAGCUUGUUUUUUUUUUUCUGGUUACAAAUAUGCACAUCUCAUUCUUCUUUCUUGCUUUUGACUUCUGUUAGAAUUUGUCUGAACGUGCUCUUUAUUUGGUAAGUGAACAAUGCAAUUUAUGAAAGAACGCGCUCUCUUCUUUUCUUGAUGACUGCCUCUGCUUUCACGUUUUGGUUAUUCACUUUAUGGAAGAGCAUGCUCUCCUCGUUCCUAGAGGACUGCCUUGACUGAAUUACAUUAUCCAUGUUAGAUUUCUGUUUCUAAAAUUUAAAAUUUAGGAUAGAUGAAUUAUCUUAUCAAAUUUAGGUAUUCAUUUUUUUACAAUAUAAUACCUCAACUUUUUUAUAAUUUAUUCUAUGUUUAUUUUUAUUAUUUUUUCCCUACUUAAUAUUUAUUUUUCAUUAUAAAGAUUCUUUUAAGUAAAAUAUAAAAUUUAAGAUAAAUUUUAUAUUUUAAAAAAUUAAUAUGGCUUACCCCCUUUUAACCGGUGAUGCCAAGAAUUGAAACUCUCUUUUCCAUUAAAAUACUUAUAGUUCCUUAACUAAUUAGAGGGUGAUAUAUUUAUUCCACUGAUUAUGUGAUUUACUUUUUUUUUCUAUAUAUAUAUAAUAUAAGGAUGAAUUACGAGGAGUAUUUGGGACUUGCAUAUUCUAGUGUAGUCUUCUCGUACAUGGGAUAUCUAUUAGAAUAUAUAAAUAUAGAGAAUUGUAGUGUAGUACUCUCUUGCUUGCUUGAUUAUAAUGAUUAUACAGUGGCGGCAUCAAAUUCUCUUGCUUGAUUAUAUGAUUAUACAGUCGUGGCAUCGAAUUGUACUCCUUUCUUUUGCCGUCGCACCACAAUUUGGCUGGCUCUCAUCGCCACCACACGGUCCGAAAGGAAUCCCUUCUGUUCUUCUCUCCUUUGAAAAAGUAGAAUUUUUGAUGAGGUCAUCCAAUUCCCACUAUAAAGUUUCCUUCUGCCUGGCUUUCUUCUUUGGCCUCUCUCUCCGUCACAGCUGCAGCCUGCUCUCUCACAACAACACACAAUUCCAUGAGCAUCUCCCUUGAAGACUGUUACUCCAAGCUCGUGCUGCUCUGCCUUCUCAAGGAGGUCGCCCUUCUCCUCCCUCUCCUCCUCAGGUGGCUGUUCCUCCCCAGCUACGCCCGGUGGCCUUCUGCAUCCCCCUCCCCCUCCCCCUCAGAAGACGCCGCAGCCAGAGCGCGACGCCUCGCCGCGGCGGUGAGGGCCAGCCUGCGCGUCACGACCUACGAGGACCUGGCGGGCGAGGAGGAAGACGAAAGGUCCGGCGGCGCGGGCGUCACGUGCGCGGUGUGCCUGAGCGAGGUGGCGGCUGGGGACGCGGUGUGGGAGCUGAGGAACUGCCGCCACGUGUUCCACAAGGGCUGCUUGGACCGGUGGCUCGACCACGACGAGCAUCUCAGCUGCCCGCUCUGCCGCGCGGCCCUCCUCCCAGCACGGCGACCGCCACCUCCGCCACCGGCAGAGCCCAGCUGGGCCGUCGAGCGCCUGCUCUAUCUCUUCGGCGAUGACCAUCUCCUCGCUCCUCCUCUGUAGCCCUAUUUCAUGGAAUCCGUUAUUAAUUUUAAAUUUAGUUAUUAUAAAAAAUCCCUAGUGAUUAUUCUGAUGCAUAUAAAACUUUAAUUAUAUAUGGUGCUUAUUGUUCGUGAUGUGACAGACAAAUAUACUCCAAUGAAUGACUAUGGGGAGUAAAAUAAUUUUUUAAUCAAUUCAAUUUACUUUA
Zingiber officinale is the source of this 3764-nucleotide messenger RNA. RefSeq names its product brassinosteroid-responsive RING protein 1-like. Gene Ontology annotation, biological process: protein ubiquitination. The record is from RefSeq and is a predicted model, not a curated record. Bases 3053 to 3577 code for a protein of 174 amino acids. Lineage: Eukaryota; Viridiplantae; Streptophyta; Magnoliopsida; Zingiberales; Zingiberaceae. Gene Ontology annotation, molecular function: ubiquitin protein ligase activity. The transcript is spliced from 2 exons.